Messenger RNA from Haliotis rufescens (red abalone), 2503 nucleotides. Its product is annotated as adipokinetic hormone/corazonin-related peptide receptor variant I-like. Gene Ontology annotation, molecular function: G protein-coupled peptide receptor activity. Bases 93 to 1067 code for a protein of 324 amino acids. Gene Ontology annotation, cellular component: membrane. The record is from RefSeq and is a predicted model, not a curated record. NCBI's taxonomy places the organism in Eukaryota, Metazoa, Mollusca, Gastropoda, Lepetellida, Haliotidae. The transcript is spliced from 6 exons. Gene Ontology annotation, biological process: neuropeptide signaling pathway.
CCAUGAGAACAAACAGUGUUGCAACAUAUUGCUAUCUCACCUAUAUAUAGUGUGAUUCCCUAAACAUAGUUGCGUUGGUUCAUUUCCUCAAAAUGAACAUGUCGGAGACGCUCCCCGUUGAAUUCACCAUACCAGAGGAUAAACAUCAACGUCUGGUAAUAAGCAGUGUCCUGCUGUACAUCGGAGUCUGUCUUAACAUUGCAGUACUCGUGUCGUUACUGAAAACAUGGAGGCCUGACAGCAGGAUACAGUUCUUCAUCCUUUGUCUUUGCACCGCCGACCUACUCGGUCUUUGCUUUCAUCUUGGGAUCGAUAUUGGAUGGAUUGCGACGUACGUGUGGACUGCUGGGAAUGUUGGCUGCAAGAUAUGCAUGUUCCUGCUCAAGUUUGGACACACCAUGGCUCACUACUUCCUGGCAUCGUUUAACGUUGACAACGUCAUCACCAUAUGCUGUUAUAAGUCCAGGAAGGUAACCAGGAUCCUGCUCAUUGUCGUCUCCAUCUUUGCUGCAGUAUGUGUCUGUGUCCCGGAGGCGUUCGUGUUCAGUACACAUAUUCAUCCACACUAUCAGGAACUCAUCCAGUGCGCAAAGUUCGACUUCUUUGAAGACCAGGAGUCUGAAACAAUUUACCUCGUUGUGUAUACCGUUGGCAUCUAUUGGUUUCCACUUCUUUUCGUCAUAUUCACAGGAAUACUCGCCAUCAUUGCAUGGCUUACCAAGAGGGCAACUGAGGAGUUUGAAGAAGCAAAGAAGAAAACUCCAGAUGGAAGCGACCUUCAGACAUUUGGCCUGGACCUAGCCAUGGUGUCAGCAUUUAAUGUUGUGUUCUUCGUGUGCUGGACGCCGACCUGUGUUCUCUUUCUCAUUGAGAGACUGGGUACUCUCAACUUGGCUUAUGACCGUUUGGAGGUUUUGUGGUUGGCUUUCAAAUACAUCGCAGUCAUAAACAGCUGUCUUAAUCCUGUUAUAUACGGGAUUUUCACGUGCAUCAGACGUAAAAGGGAACCGCUGUCCGGCCUUGAACCAAGUCCGACGUUUGAGGAGAACAAGGCGUUCGUCGAAUAAUACACCACAUGUGCCUCAAUCAUAAUGCGCAUAGGAAAAACCAAAAUUGGACUUCCAAGAUGAAAAAAAGGACUUAAAGUCUUUCAAACCAAAGCGACUUGGCACUUUGCGUAGGGUUCACUUAUUCCUAAUAGUAUGCAUAAACUAUGUACGUUUGCGGUGAUGGUCUUAUAAAGCACCUUCCAAAAUAAGAUACAAAUGAAUUAUAAGUGUUUCAGUUAUAUUACGGCGCGUCGGUGUGCUGUGUGGGGAAAGUCUUUCGACUUUCGUAAGACUCACGAGUACGGUUUUGGUGCUGAAAAACACACAUUAAUAGGGCUAAUCUGGAAUUUUUACCAUCGAUCGCGGCUUCAGACACGUCAAAGGGACAGAACUCUGCACAGGGAAUUUGCCACUUUGUCCCCUACCUUAUUUCAGUAUCACUAUGAUUUUCGUACAGAGAUGUUCACAGGUGCAGCAUCUAAGGACCUGGAACAACUGUUGGAAGAAUUUUUCAAAAUGCACCGUGUCGCAAUGUGGUGCCAGUGGUGCCAAUUGUGCCAUCAUGUUAACUAAUGAGCCAUUAUUAUUAACAUGGGUGAACUAGAUCUGUGACCUUACGCGUGGAUCAGUCCCGUGCAUAAGUUGAGUUUAGCGUCACUUUUACACAGUUUGGUUAGUACAUGGCGUGGCAACGAUCCCUCCUGUCGUGGUACGACGGCAUGCACUAAGAGAGGUGACACUUGUACCGACACGUUGUACUCGAGGACCUGCCCGGAAUCACUGUCUGUUAGUGUGGAUAAUUGUCUUGUUAUAAUCAUGAUCCGAUAUUUCAGAUUUACAUCAAGACAUUUUUAGACAAACUUAUGAAUAAUCAUUAGGUUCGUGUAAUCCCCAUUGAUCUUUGAGACACCAUGUGUUCAGAACGUAAAUAUAGGGCAUUGUGUGUACAAUGGAUUAUCAAGAUGGAGUAGAUUAUUGUGUGCUGGGCCAUGUUUUGAUAACUUCAGUGAAUAGUGACUGGGUGAAUGUUGGUUUACGAUAAUAAUAUUACAGCUGUGCUAUGUAGUGGCGGCCGGUAAAUAUUGAAGUCUGGCCUUUGCAAACUUGUGACCAAAAACAUGAAAAACGAUCAAAGCUGCUUUAGCUGGCCCCUGCGACAAGCACAGACACGAGGCAUUGGACUACCAAGUACUAACUGUAUCAAGUCAGUUCGGUAUGUUUCACGGCUCACGAUACGCUUUCCCAUGUGUCCCUUGAUGAGUAUUUACACAAAAAGUAAUAUUUUCAAAAUGCAAAAUCACGGCCUUUUCAUACGGCGAUACGUAUCUUAUAGUGCUUUUAAGCGAACCCAUCAUACAUGUUCCCCCUUUACUUUGCCUUUUACGCCCAAUGGAAUCACGCUGCUGUAUAUUUAUAAUCGGAAACAAUAAAUGAUAACCAGACGUUGCUUUAUA